UUGGGGUGCUUUUCGCUGCCAAAAAUAAAAUAAAAUAAGAUUCUCUUCGCGAAACGGAAGCGUGGAAAAUAAGGGAAGGGUUUCGAGAUUUUUUUGUUUUUUUUUGUUAUCCCAUUGGGGUGUGGAUUUUGGGUGGGAAUCGCCAUGAAUGGCGAGGAGAAUGAAGCAAUGCAAGUGGAGAAGGAGAAGUUGGUGUACAUGUGGGGUUAUCUUCCCGGAGCUCUACCACAGAGGACGCCGCUAUUGACGCCGGUGCUCGUUAGGGUUCCGCCGUCAAGCUACUCUUGGACGGAGGUUUGCGGCGGUGGCUGCGGAUUCGCCAUGGCUAUCUCUGAGCCUGGAAAGCUCAUAACAUGGGGGUCAACGGAUGAUUUAGGCCAAAGCUAUGUCACAUCUGGCAAACACGGGGAAAAUCCAGAGCCUUUCCCUCUUCCAACUGAAGUGACUAUUGUAAAAGCUGCAGCUGGAUGGGCACAUUGUGUUUCUGUGACGGAUUGUGGACAAGUUUACACAUGGGGAUGGAGAGAAUGUAUUCCCUCUGGGAAGUUGUUUGGUGAAUCAUUAACUGGGGAAAGCCCCGAAAAGGAUGUACCAGGAAGGCAAAGUACAUUUCUGACGGAGCAAGCGAGCCCUCGUUCUCAAGGCUCAAAAUCUGUUGGAGGAACUGCCCCUAGUACCAGUGGAGAAGAAAAUACAAAGAGAAGAAGAGUAUCAUCAACAAAGCAAACAGCUGAAACCUCAUCAUCUAGUGAUGAUACCCUGACAGCAUUGCCAUGUCUUGUCACACUAAAUCCAGGUGUAAGAAUAACAAGUGUUGCUGCAGGUGGUCGCCAUACCUUAGCAUUGUCAGAUAUAGGACAGGUGUGGGGUUGGGGCUAUGGAGGUGAAGGCCAGCUUGGUUUGGGUAGUAGAAUACGAAUGGUGUCCUCUCCUCAUCUAGUUCCUUGUAUUAAUUCCUCUUCUUAUGGUAAAGACAUAUCGGCCUCGUUGGCUCGAGGAAGCAUGGGUUCAGAUGGGCAAAAUUUCAGAGUUCCUGGAAAUUAUAUAAAGGGCAUUGCUUGCGGAGGUCGACACAGUGCAGUAAUCACAGAUGUUGGAGUUGUGCUUACAUUUGGUUGGGGACUUUAUGGACAGUGUGGGCAAGGAAGUACAGAUGAUGAACUAAGCCCGACUUGUGUAUCUUCCUUGUUGGGUAUUCGAAUAGCGGGAGUCGCUGCAGGACUGUGGCAUACUGUGUGUACAUCUGCCCAUGGUGAUGUAUAUGCGUUUGGGGGAAACCAGUUUGGGCAACUGGGAACUGGUGCUGAUCAAGCUGAGCAGACUAUACCAAGGCUACUGGAUUGUCCGAGCUUGGAAAAUGUAAAUGUAAAGAGCAUAUCUUGUGGGGCUCGUCACAGUGCUAUUAUAACUGAAUCUGGAAGGUGCUGUUGUUGCUGUUGUUCAAAUUUUGACAAUAAUGGAAAAGUCUUCUGCUGGGGAUGGAACAAGUAUGGACAGCUGGGCCUCGGGGACGUGAUUGACCGGAAUAUUCCUUCUGAAGUUACCAUCGAAGGUUGUGUAGCUAAAAGCAUUGCAUGUGGCUGGUGGCAUACUCUUCUUCUGGCCGAGUCACCCACUUGAUGUCAUGUGGCUUCCUCGAGGCUCAUAACUCAAUUUUGUUAGUUAGCUGUUCUUUUGUUUGGUAAAUCAUGAAGCCAUAUGCAUAUGUGUAUGUACAUACAGUAGUGGUAUACAUAUGUAUAUAUGCUUGUAUUCUUUCAUGGUGUGAAUCAUCAUGACAGGCUCUAAUAUUUAAACAACAUCCAAUAGCGAUUUGUGGUUUGUGAAGGAAAAUAUUGGCUCCUUUUCACCUAUAUGUAACAUUACUCUUCAUAGUGUAUAUUUUCUUUUAACUGUAUAAAUUAACCGAUGUAAUUAGAUACCCUAGAAGUUAGUACUGUCCCAUGGCGUGUAGUUGUAGGGGGUAUGGGCCUAUGGGGUGUUUCUUUUGCUUUAGUAUAUAUAUCCGUGCAAGUUGGCCUUUGAGGGCCAUGCUAAUGUAUGGGCAAAGACAUUUUUUUUUCAAAUGCAAUCUCCAGUGUUUUUCUCAAUUCUACGAUUCUGGUUCGAUCGACAAUCGACAAUAGUAUGAUUUCUUGGAA
Cajanus cajan (pigeon pea) is the source of this 2141-nucleotide messenger RNA. The record is from RefSeq and is a predicted model, not a curated record. NCBI's taxonomy places the organism in Eukaryota, Viridiplantae, Streptophyta, Magnoliopsida, Fabales, Fabaceae.